AUGUUUGAUUUUCGUAAAGGAAUGAGCACAGAACAACUUCUUGAUAUCGAGCCUCCAGGGCUUAGUUUCCCAUUUGAGCGAGUCAGGAGACAAGUGUCUUGUACAAUUCGGCUGUCAAAUAAAACCCGAGAUCGCAUUGCUUUUAUGGUUGUAAACCCAAAUCCCAUGAAUUAUGGAUGUGAACCCAAUCUUGGAAUUCUUUCGCCCAGAUCAACAUGUGAUCUCACAGUAACAAUGCAAGCCUUGGAGGAGGCUCCUCGCAACAUGCAAUGUGAGAACAACUUUCUAAUUCGGAGUUUAAUCGUGAGUUCUGGUGCAACCAAAGAAGAUGUUGAAAUACUGUUCGAUGAGGAAGGACAUCGUAGUCAAAAUGGCCUACUGAAUGCAGAUUACAUUUUUCCUCUCCAAGUUAAAUCAGUAGUUCCUGAUGGAAUAGUAAGUUUUUCUUGGGCAGCUGAAGUUUCUGUUUGCUGAUAGUCAUUAUUUCGUGUAAUGGUCUGUGCAUUAACAAUUGAUUUCUGUCAAGAGGUGAGAAUGAAAAUCAAUAUUCAAGGAUAAGUUUCCCAUCAAUUGCUGAUCUAGUUGAAAGUCUCUUUCCCUUGUGUCACAAAUAUGUUCCUGGUAGCUGAAAUAGACUGAACUUAAAUUAUUUUCUUG
This is a messenger RNA of Olea europaea var. sylvestris, 657 nucleotides long. RefSeq names its product vesicle-associated protein 1-1-like. The coding region runs from base 1 to 474 and encodes 157 amino acids. Gene Ontology annotation, cellular component: plasma membrane; endoplasmic reticulum membrane. Gene Ontology annotation, biological process: endoplasmic reticulum membrane organization. The record is from RefSeq and is a predicted model, not a curated record. The transcript has 5 exons. NCBI's taxonomy places the organism in Eukaryota, Viridiplantae, Streptophyta, Magnoliopsida, Lamiales, Oleaceae.